GCCCUGGGGGCGAACUGGGAACGGGCUGGCUGUUCUCUAGGUUAACAAGCAGGUGAAUCUUGUAGGCGUUCACACCACCAGGUAUUUAUCCGGUAAUACUGAGCAGGGGUACAGCUGUUGCAGUGCAUGAGAAGCGCUGGGUCAUCUCUAUUUUUCUGGGAGACGCAUGGGAUCUCAUUUAGAAUUCAAAUCUGUGUGAAAGAACUGCUGGAUAAGGAUAUACUUUUAAAGCUGUUAUUUCAUUUACCAAUCAGUUACCCAUCAACUCUACCAGAUAUUUCUGUUAACUCAGACCAGCUUACAAGGGCCCAGUGCAUGGACGUGAAAGAGAAAUUACUUGAACAAGCAAAGAAGCAUCUUUCUGAACCCAUGGUACACGAUCUGAUCCUUUGGGUACAGCAGCAUCUUAAAGGUGUCAUUAAGCAAUCAGCAACAGUUUGCAAUGAAGAAACUACUUUGUCAAAAGGAACAGAAGAUGGUAUCUGGAUGCUCCUUUUGCAUUUAGAUCACAUGAGAGCAAAGGCAAAAUAUGUGAAAACUGUGGAAAAAUGGGCUUCAAAUCUAAGGCUGACUGGAAGACUGAUGUUCAUGGGCAAGAUAAUAUUGAUUCUUCUUCAGGGUGACAGGAGCAGCAUUAAGGAGUACUUGAUUCUUCAGAAAACUUCUAAGGUAGAUGUGGACUCAAGUGGAAAGAAAUGCAAAGAGAAAAUGAUGGGAGUACUGUGCGAGACAGAAGUACAAUCACAGCAUAAAAGGUUUCAGACGUUUGAAGUCAAAGAAUAUUCAACACUGGAGGAGCUACAAAAGGAAUUUGAAACUGCAGGACUUAAAACUCUUUUCUCUGAGUUUGUGCCUCCUCUCUUAAAAUAAAAUGGACCUUUGACCGAAGCAGUAGUUGACUGCAUAUGCUGAUGGAAGAUAAAAAGACAAAUGUGGCAAAACAAUAUUGAAGCUUUUCUGCAAAAAAUACCAGUAGUAGUCAUCCUUUUGUAAGAAGAAGGCAAUUAAUACAUUAAUAACUGGGUUUUUUUUGACAUUUAUGUAUUAAUAACUUUUUCCAAGCAAUGUGAUGUUGACUGUGAUAAUUGCAUGGCAAGCAUGAGGGAUUGGCAAGAAAUAACGUUAAAAAAAUAAUCUCCUUGUCAGACUCUGUUUUAUCGUCCCUGUUUUUCAAUGUUCUGUUUCUUCUCUCUCAUGGUAGAAUUUGUCGAUAAUGACCUGCUAGAAAGCAUCAUUAAUUUUGCUUUGGAAGACUGCAUGAAGAUAUUUCCAUAAAAAAAAAUCACAGCAAACACACAUUUGAAUAUGUGAGGACAGCAUAUACGUAAUAUCCUUUAGGAGUUUAUCUGCUAAUUUUUCAUUCUCCCUUUAAUUGACUAUAAAUGCUAGAUGGUUGAUUUGAAGAAAAAGCUCAUGUCACUUGGGGCCUGAAAAAACUUAGAAGUGUCUUUUUGAAUAUUAGUUUUUAUUCUAAAAUUUAUAAAAACACCCAUGUGGAGGAUUUAAAUUGAUAAAAAGCUGAGGUAAAGCCAAUUGUAAUAUUUUCUUUGAUAGUUUACAGAUGUCUUUUUGUACUUUAUCUGGUUUUACUGUCUGCAGCUUUAGAUAUCUUGAUUCAAUUGAACUGUUGGAGCAGUAUAUAUACAGAUUUCAGUCUUCCAUCUUUCAAGGCUUCUGCCAAUUUGUUUUCAUUUGUUUGUUUAUUUGGGCUUUUUUGGAUUGGUCACUGGCCUUGGCCAACCUGUAACUUUUUUUUUUUCAGUAGUCUGUGUUUUACAUCUGUAUAGUGUUACGAAUUAUAUGCAUAAUUUUAUGAAUUGUGCAAGUUCUGUUUACCUACGGAGGAUUGGAUACUUAUUUAUUACAAUAAUUAAUGUGUGUCCUUUGUUUUCUAUUUUACCUGAAACUAUUCUCUAACAAGACCAGAUAAAUUAUCAAGUAAUAAAAAUUUUACAAUCAUGAGUUUCUUAGUAACUAGCACUGCCAUUUGCCAUUUUGCUUUAGCAUGUAGCUGAACAUGUGCUUUUCUGCUCUCUAAAAUUCAGUCUCAGAAGCCAAAUGUCUCAUGUAUUCUGUAAUUAAACAGAUUUUAUCAAUUCAAUAUAAACUAAUUUAUUUCCAUUGUACUGGGGGAAGACUAGUUCAGUUUGUUUAGUUCUGAAAGUAUGGUUUGGCAAAUCGUUAUGUAAGAUCUGAUUUCCUGUUUCAUGCUCAGACCAUGAGAUCAUACCUCUUUCUUUAUGUAUUCUAGAAAAGCAACUAAAGCAGACUAGGAAGAUUUUAAUGUUUUAUUGUUUGAGAUAUCAGAUGCAUAAAAGGUUGUAGAUUGUUUGAAAGUUUCUGAAGUUUUGCAGGAGUUUGGUGAUUUUCCUAAUAUAGAGUGUCUCAAAUAUGUAUGUUGCAUGUUAUUUUAUGCACUGAUGCUAAUUUACUGAGAUACUAGCAAAGUUCUUUUUAAUGAGUUUUUCAUGUUUACCACAUACAGUACUUCAGGCACAGUAGAAAAGAGACUGGGUUGAACAGGUUUUACAAAUCUGUUCUAUGUUAUUUUGAAAUGGCUUCCUGAGAGACAGGAAAUCUAAUUUUCUAUCUUUUUAAGUGCAAGUGAAGAUGAAAUCCUACUUUUACGAAGAAGAAUAAAACAGCAGCAUCUUUAAAAUAUUAAAAUAAUGUGUAUUUUAAAUUACAGUUUCCAGAAUUUGAGCUGUUCUCAGCUAAAAUAUCUGUUGAAAAAUUGUGUGUCAGUGCAGUAUAAAGUUCUGAAAAGCUGCAGAGGGUCUCUCCUUUUACUGUGUGACCGAUCUGACAAGUAUCAAACUCAAGAAAAGGCCUAUGCAUGUACAGCAGAAGAAAACAUAUUCACUGUCUCUCUGCAAAACUCAAUGUUGUAAGGUUUUGCCAGAUGCAUUGUAAGUCUUCUGAUUUUAGGAAUCAGGUUGAAUGGCAUACCUACUCAUGUGAUCUCCAAAUGCGUGUGACUUGAAAAAUAAUUGAGGCAUAAGUUGUUGUGAUCAUCUUUCUUGCAAGAUUAGAUGCAGACUUACUAAAGUUUUCCUCUCUACUAGAAAAGCCGUUUGUGGUGUGAGUGGCUGCCAGUUGCAUUUGAAUAUAAACCCGUGGGUUUUUUUUGAAUUUUAUUGCCUGAUGUCUUCUUGGUCAACUGUUUGGCCAGAGCUGGCAUUCUGCAACAGCCAAUUAAAAAGUAACAGUUGGGUAAGUUGAUCUGUGCUCAUCUUCCUGCCAAAUGAAGUUGUUGUAAGAAGCUGUGUUUCAGGAGAUGGCAAAUGUGGUUUAUACAAUGGAUUUUUACCAUAGUUUAAUUGGUUAUUCACUAGGUCACACUGGACAAAUUCAUAGGUUCACUGUAGGAAAGGACUACAGUUUAUAGCUUGCUUCAGGAGAAUUGCAAAUCUGAUCAGCUUGAUACAGUUCAGAUAGCAGAGAACAUGAAAACUGAUGUCAGUCUGAUUCUUUUAAAGCAGAUGCUUUUGCCUACCUAUCAAUCAAUAACUUAUUUUGAAGGGUAGGAGGAUAUCUUCUGUUCAGACAAGUAAACAAUAUUUUUAAAGACUGUUCUUUUGGAAGGAUUUUGCAGCUGUCUGUUAACUGAUGGUUUGUUUGCAUUCAUUGUGAAAAGAGAUGAGCUAGCCUGUGAGCCCCUGGGGCACAAGAGUCAUCAGAAUGGGUCCUGUGAUCCAUGUUCUGCCUUCCAAGGGAGCUGAAGCAGACACAGAAGAACAAAAUGCAUGAUACAGAAGAACAAGAGCAGGGAAAAAAAAGCAUCAGUGUGUAAAAAGUUAGUGAAGGGUAUGUAACUAUUGGGACCUGACAAUUCAGUUGCAAGGAAGAAGAAAUCCAGAAAUUAAAGGUGAUUUAACAAAUUAGAAGCUAGCUUUCUUGUGGAUAUGGUGUUAUAAAUAGUUCUUCAAACAGCACGGUCAGUAAAGCCUUGUUUCCUGUGGCCCUUCUAGUUUCUAAGCUAUAGCACACAUGAGGCCUUCCCUGCAAGAGACACAUUCCUGAUGGUGUUCUCCCUGGUGGGUGAGAACCCUGUGCCUGGGUAUUGAUUGUACAUAAAUUGAUUAUUGCUUGCAUAAAUAUUUAAAGUAUGAAUUGCAUUUUUUUCACCUGUUACCUUUUUCAUCAUAGUUGUAGGGCCUUGGUUUCUUUCAGGUUAUUAACUUCUCAUUUUAAUGAAAUGUCUUAAAUUCAAAAGUUCUAGGAAAACUUCGUGGUAUAAAUCUGCUUGCUUCUGUAUGAACAGCUCAGAUGUAUAACCAUAGUUUCCUUUAAAAAUCAGGCUGAAAUGAAAGAUGUUUCAGUAGGACUGACAACUUGAAGAAUCAAGUUUUUUAGGGGAAAACUGAGGUUUGAUUGGUCUUUUUGAAUACCUUGGAUUACUAAGUAUGAAGGAAACAAAAAAUAGGUUGAGGAAACAAGAAUGAUCAAGAAGAGGGAAAUAAAUGGGGGACAUCAUCAGUGUUGGGAAUUCUUCUGGUUUUCAUACUUAGUCUCAUUAAUUCCUCCCUCCACCACCCCUGAAUUUGUUAUUUGAUGUUACAGGGAGGACAGGAUGCUGUAAGAACUCUCAUAUGAAAAUCCUUGACACAAUCAAUUAAAAAUAACUGAAAGUAGAUUUUAUUGUUUUGUAAAUAAGGCUGAUUUUUGUGGUUUUGUAGUUACAUCUCAUUUUCUUAUAAUAAGAGCAUUUGUCUCUUAUUUCUGGUGUGAAUGACCCAUAAAACCCACUGAGAUUAGUAUAAAUUAUAUGCAGAGGUACUGUAAUGAGCCUUAAGAAACUUCAUAGUGGAAAAAAUAUUUUAUGUUGUUUCUUUUAAAAAUAAGUUUAAUAAACCCUACAUAUGGAUGA
Molecule: messenger RNA, 4870 nt
Organism: Hirundo rustica (Barn swallow)
Lineage: Eukaryota; Metazoa; Chordata; Aves; Passeriformes; Hirundinidae
Gene: RWDD3
Product: RWD domain containing 3
Exons: 4
Coding region: 127-870 (247 amino acids)
Biological process (GO): positive regulation of protein sumoylation; positive regulation of hypoxia-inducible factor-1alpha signaling pathway
Molecular function (GO): protein binding
Source: RefSeq, a predicted model, not a curated record